Messenger RNA from Anopheles nili, 943 nucleotides. It is a transcript of the gene Vti1a, whose product is annotated as vesicle transport through interaction with t-SNAREs homolog 1A. Gene Ontology annotation, biological process: macroautophagy; Golgi to vacuole transport; vesicle fusion with Golgi apparatus. Gene Ontology annotation, cellular component: ER to Golgi transport vesicle membrane; late endosome membrane; endoplasmic reticulum membrane. Lineage: Eukaryota; Metazoa; Arthropoda; Insecta; Diptera; Culicidae. The record is from RefSeq and is a predicted model, not a curated record. The coding region runs from base 1 to 651 and encodes 216 amino acids. Gene Ontology annotation, molecular function: SNAP receptor activity; SNARE binding. The transcript is spliced from 3 exons.
AUGGAGCUAAUACAGGACUACGAACAACAAUAUGCUGUUCAAACGGCAGAAAUUACUGCUCAGAUUGGACGAAUUGCCGUCGCAAGUGGAGCGGAUCGCAACAAACUGAUUUCGGACAUCGAUCGCCAGCUAGAAGAAUCGCAGGAGCUGCUCGAGCAAAUUGGGCUCGAAAUUCGUGACAUCCCGCAAAACUCUCGCGCUGCCUACACAUCUCGGUUGAAUUGCUAUCAGGCCGAAUGGAAACGGCUGCAGCAGGAGUUCACGAACGCCAAAGUGGCGCGAUCGAAGGGUGGCUAUGAUUCAGCAGUGGAUGAUUUCGACGAGAUAGGCAUACAAGAGGACCAAAAGCGUCGGCUUCUUGAUAACACGGAACGAUUGGAACGAACCAGUAACUAUCUAAAUGACGCGUACCGUAUUUCAGUCGAAACGGAGCAGAUUGGAACACAGGUUUUAUCGGACCUCAAUCAACAGCGAGAAACCAUACAACGUUCGCGAGGCAGGCUUCGAGAGACGGACGCGGACUUAGGCAGAUCGUCAAGAAUACUGAACUCUAUGAUUUUACGUGCAAUGCGAGAAAAAUUUAUUCUUGUGGCAGUAGUAGUUGCCAUAUUUUUGGUGCUUAUCUUCAGUAUUUAUUUUUCGAUAUCGUAAUCAUAUCCUCCAUGUAUUAUUCUAUCGUGGCGUGAGAUUUCAUCCAAUAGAUUGUUGUAUUCGUGUUCCAAAGGUUACACAUUAGGUAGGAAAUGAUUUUAAAUUGGAUGCUUAUUUGUUUUGUGAUAUAUAAUUGCGUUUCUAUCUGCGAUGCAUCGAUGGGUUGGAAAAAAGUCAUGACGUAGAUGUUUUACCUAAAACACAUGGAUGCUUGCCGAACACCUGCACUUCCUCGAAGUGCAAUUGCACUUUGCCAGUCAAACAAAACACACAUUUACACAAUAAAGUAAAC